GCCGUAAAGUCCAUUAAUAAAUAAAUGCGGUAAUAAAUAUGAUGGACGGAAGCGAGCGGGGGUCUCCCUUUCUCCGACUACAAAUUCGCUCGGAAAACCUUUCUUCGCUUCCGUUCAUUUCCCGCCACCGCGUUUUUCCCAUUUCUCGACCCAAAAAAAGAGGAGGACGUCGACCGCAGAAACCCAUCCCUCCGUAUGAUGCCUCGGCUUCAUUCCUUAUUCUCUCCGUCUCCGUAAUCUCUACAACCGCGCGUCCUCUCUGUCUCUCCCAUCGUUGCUUGCCAUGGAGUCGAGAAAUGGGGAAGUUCUUCGAUUUGUUCUUGCUGUUGGACGCUUUCUGUGGAUAACCGCCUUUUUUCUUGGCGUUCCGGCGCUGUCAUUUGCGGCUUCCUGGGAGGAUGGACAGACAAUGCACUUGCGCCUAUUCCACCGCAAUGAGCUGGAAUUCCGGCAGCCGGCCGGACACCACGACGAUGAGGAAGCGAUGCUGCAGUACCUAAGGGAGCUUACCGAGCGGGACCUGCUCCGGCAGAGGAGGAUGUAUAAUAUGAUAUCUCCUAGUCGACGGAAAGCCGCUGAGAUCGAAUCCGGUCUCGCGGCAGAGAGAUCCUUCGAGGCGCCGAUUUCGUCCGGCGCUUAUGUCGGGGUUGGCGAGUACUUCGUCAAACUUCGGGUUGGAACUCCGGCGAGGGAGUACCUUCUGGUCGCCGAUACAGGGAGCGACCUGACGUGGACGAAGUGCGCGUCCGACGAACAGCUUCGCCCGGGGGGAUUUCUCUCCUUCCCGGCCGUCGGUUCGGGGUCGUUCGUCCCUAUCCCCUGCUCCUCCGACAUGUGCAAGAGCGUGCUGCCGUUCACGCUCGCCUCUUGCCCGACUACGGAGAGCCCCUGCCACUACGACUUCCAGUACGUCGACGGAUCGUUCACGCGCGGGAUCUACGCUAAUGAGACGGUGAGCGCCCCGACUCCCGACGGGAUCGUGUCGGAAAUCCGAGACGUCCUGAUCGGUUGCAGCUCGGAGUUCCAGGGCAAGAGCUUCAACCGCAGCGACGGCGUCCUCGGGCUGGGGCAGAGCGCAGUAUCCUUCGCGGUCACGGCCGCGAAGAUCUACGGCGGAAAAUUCUCCUACUGCCUGGUGGACCAUCUCAGCCGCAGGGACGUCCACAACUACCUCGUGUUCGGCCAAAACCCUCGGUUCUCGAACCAGAGGGACGACGUCCGGUUCACGCCGCUGGUCCUCGACGCGUCCAUCCAGCCGUUCUACGGCCUCGUCGUCAGGGGCAUCUCGGUGGACGGCUCGUGGCUGCCGAUACCCGAGCUCGUCUGGAAGUUCCAGUUCUCCGGCGGCUCGGCCAGCAAUGGAGUCAUAAUCGACUCGGGCAUGACCCUGACGACGCUGGUCAGGCCGGCAUACGACGUAGUGAUGGCCGCAUUUCAGUGGUACUUUCGUAAUUCGGAGACGUUCCAGCUCGCGCCGUUCCAGCUGUGCUUCAACACGACCGGGCUAACGGCGAGGGAGACCAACAUGAUGGGGCCCAGAAUGGUGAUACAUCUGGGCGGUGGGGCCCGCUUCAUUCCCCAUACCGGAGGCUACAUCGUCGCGGUGGCGAGGAACGUCCGGUGCGUGGGGAUCGUCCCGGGGUCGUUCCCGGGGCUGUCCGUGAUCGGCAACAUCCUUCAGCAACACUACGUGUGGGAGUACGAUCUCUUGAAUGCCAAGUUGGGUUUCGCUCCUUCCCAUUGCAGGAAUUAGUUAACUCCCCUCAUUUCUUUCUUUUUCGCCCUUCUCUCUCCCCCACCUGACCUCCACCUCUCUCUCCGUCAGAUCUUGUGAUUAUUCAUCAAAGAGAUGAAGGGUCUCAAUCAUCAUAGAGGCCAAGGGGGCUUGAGGGGGAAGGUUGAAUAUUUUAUUCGGAUAUUUUACUUUGAUUUUUUUCAUAUACGUGUUUAAAUACAUAUAUAGUGGCAGUCUAUAAGGAGAAAGUUGGUAAGCCCUGUUCUUUGUGAUAACGAGAGUUUGUCUCUUUGCUUGUUUAAUUCCAUUUUAUCCGCCUUGUAUCCCAUGUCAUUGAUGAUUUAUUUGUUGAGAUUUGUCUCGA
Messenger RNA from Nymphaea colorata (pocket water lily), 2099 nucleotides. Its product is annotated as aspartic proteinase NANA, chloroplast-like. Gene Ontology annotation, molecular function: aspartic-type endopeptidase activity. The coding region runs from base 284 to 1753 and encodes 489 amino acids. Lineage: Eukaryota; Viridiplantae; Streptophyta; Magnoliopsida; Nymphaeales; Nymphaeaceae. Gene Ontology annotation, biological process: proteolysis. The transcript has a single exon. The record is from RefSeq and is a predicted model, not a curated record.